AUGACCGCCCUACAAAUGCUCAUAUUUGCUACUGUGACUGUGGGUAUGAUGAUUCAAGCGACGAAUGGUAGAGACCAUGCUCAAGGCAAUGGUUCAGUCACGGUUCGGUCGGGCCCCUUGUGCCAUUCAAGUGUCGGAAAGCAGCACUCUGGAUAUGUGCAUGUGGGUGGAUCGAACAGAUACUUCUACGUGGCUAUUGAAGCCGAUGCGGAACCUAGCAAGGCCCCUACUUUCAUAUUUAUCGGCGGUGGCCUUGGUGAUAGCAGUAUCGGUAUCGCCAUGGGGCUCAAUGGACCAUGCCAUGCGGAUCCAGCUGGGACUCAACAGCUGCCAAACCCAUACGAUGUGCGCACCGAAGACGGCCGUGAAUCACGGUUCUACAAGUUCAAUCCUGGAAAUGUAGAGAAGCUUCUGAACAGAAAGAAUGUUCAGGAUGAGCUGGGAGUUGCAAAGAGCUUUCAGAUGCAGAAUGAUGAAGUAUUCAGUGAUUUCCGACCCUACGCGGCUUACGAUACAACAUACUUCGUAAAUGAACUACUAGAUCAAGGAAUGAAGGUAUUCAUCCUCAAUGGCGCUGAGGACUUCGUGACUAACUACGGUGGUACAGAGAAAUGGGUCUUCUCUUUGAAUGGCCAAAUCAAUUACGGUUCGAAGCUCUCCUCGUCUCUGCGUCGGACUCUGCAAUUUCCUCGAGUUGGCGUCUUUGGAAAGUACUAUCGCUACUCGUUCGCUAACGGAGCACACCUUGCAGUUAUUAAUGUGAUCAACUCGGGACAUGAUAUGAUCUUAGACGCGCCAGAAGGAAUGCAGCAGGCAUUCAAUUCCUUCCUCUCUGGUCAACUCUGGCAAGGAUGA
Perkinsus marinus ATCC 50983 is the source of this 855-nucleotide messenger RNA. RefSeq lists its product as hypothetical. Gene Ontology annotation, biological process: proteolysis. The record is from RefSeq and is a predicted model, not a curated record. Gene Ontology annotation, molecular function: serine-type carboxypeptidase activity. Lineage: Eukaryota; Perkinsozoa; Perkinsida; Perkinsidae. The transcript is spliced from 9 exons. The coding region runs from base 1 to 855 and encodes 284 amino acids.